UGAUUUUGAUGUGUAAUGAUGGAUGGAAAAACUGCUUAAUGUCAAAUGUGAGGCAACAAACAUCACAAUGACCACACUUAAAACUCCCUGUUGUAAUACUUGUGGAUUCUACAUUGGAUUUUUUGAAGUCAGAAUGAAUAAGAAUGUCUUUUAAAUUUUUAGAUCGUUUGUGGGCUAUGAUAGGUAUAUCUUUGCAUCCUGGGAUCUCCCGUAUGAGGUGCCAAUGUUUGUUAAUGAUCUUGCGAAUAUGUUGGGUUUGUGUGGUAAGUGUUAGUGGACAAAUUAUCCUGUUCUGUUGUCGUUUGGGUUUGUAUGUCAAUAAUGUACUUCUAUCAAUUUGUAGGGACUUCUGAAAAGCCUGUUGUAGUAUUUUAGCUGGAUAGCCUCUAGCUUUAAGUUUACUGUUGAGAGAAUGGGCUGCUGAGAGAUAAUGAUCUGACUUGCUUAACAAAAAUUAGAAGAGAAAGUCUAGAUUCCACUUUAUACACACAUUUUCAUGAUAAAUCUCACCCAUAUAACAGCUUUAAAUUUUUUGCUCUAGAGAAGUUACAUACUACUGCUUACACAGACAUUAGAACUGGUCUCCUCAGAAGAGAAACUUUUUGGAUUCACAAACUGAGAACAACCACCCCUCAUGGUUUAAACGAUAGACUAGACCUCAGCUGUUACCUGUAAUCAUAUAUUUAAACACUUAGAAAACCAUGUAUGACUGCUCGCAUCACAGAAACCACAUUUCAGCAAACUGACACUGCGAAUCUGGAAGUGAUUCCUUUCUAAAGAAUUGAAACCACAAAGAACAAAUGAAACCUCUAUUUCUCCAUUGACAAGGGAGCCCCAUCACAUUGCUUUAUAAUGGGCACCACAAAUGAAGAGACAGUCCCAGUGGAACAGAACUUGAACCCUCUGUGCUUUGAAUGCGGGCAACAGCACUGGACGAGGGAGAACCACUUGUACAAUUAUCAGAACGAUGUGGACGAUGACUUGGUCUGCCAUAUUUGCCUUCAACCCUUGCUACAGCCAUUAGACACCCCUUGUGGUCACACAUUCUGCUACAAGUGCCUACGGAACUUUCUGCAGGAGAAGGAUUUCUGCCCUUUGGAUCGCAAAAGGCUCCAUUUUAAGUUGUGCAAAAAAUCCAGCAUUCUUGUUCAUAAACUGCUCGACAAGCUCUUUGUGUCAUGUCCCUUUGCUUCAGUAUGCGAUGAGAUAAUGCAACGUUGCGACCUGGAAGCUCACCUCAAAAACAGGUGUCCUGGGGCUUCCCAUCGACGAGCCGCCUUGGAGAGAAGAAAAAACAGCAAGCUGCAGACUGACACUGAGAGUGAAAACGAGAGCAGCGUGAUCGAUCGCCCUGGUUCCCAGUCUCCGGAUGCAGAGCAUGCCGGGACAGGAACAACACCAGCCGAGCAGAACAUUACAUCAGCCACUGUUCCAGUGUGGACAGAUGAGUCUGGCCUUGACAACCCUGCCUUUGAAGAGAGCACAGGAGCUGACACAACCCAUCACCCGCCAAGUUUGCCAGAAGGCGAGAUCACAACCAUUGAAAUCCAUCGGUCCAAUCCUUAUAUUGAGCUGGGAAUUAGCAUCGUGGGUGGCAAUGAAACACCUUUGAUCAACAUUGUUAUUCAGGAAGUUUAUCGAGAUGGGAUUAUUGCCAGAGAUGGACGGCUCCUUGCUGGAGAUCAAAUACUGCAAGUCAAUAACUCUGAUAUCAGCAAUGUGUCCCACAACCACGCCAGAGCUAUUCUGUCCCAGCCUUGCGCAGUGUUGCACCUCACCGUACUCCGAGAGAGACGCUUUGGGAGCCGAACUCACAACCACAGUGACAGUCCUCCCCAGAGAGAGGAAAGUUUUCACGUGACCUUGCACAAGCGAGAUUCCAGUGAGCAACUUGGCAUUAAGUUGGUGCGCAGAACAGAUGAGCCGGGAGUUUUUAUCCUUGACCUUUUAGAAGGGGGCCUGGCUGCUCAGGAUGGAAGGCUGUGUAGCAAUGACAAGGUGUUGGCCAUCAACGGGCAUGACCUCAAGCAUGGCACACCUGAAUUGGCUGCUCAGAUUAUCCAGGCCAGUGGAGAGCGGGUGAGUCUAACCAUUUCCAGACCUGCCAAGUCACAAAUUGUAAGCAUCCUAAGAGACGGAGGCACCCACCCAGUCAGCCAGCACCCAUCUCACACGCUCUACCACAGCAGCAGGCCCAGCCCACACAGGGAUCUCUCACAGUGUGUGACUUGCCAAGAGAAGCACAUCACGGUGAAGAAGGAGCCCCAUGAAUCCCUUGGUAUGACCGUAGCCGGAGGCAGAGGCAGCAAAAGUGGAGAGCUCCCCAUCUUUGUUACAAGCGUGCAGCCUCACGGCUGCUUGGCCAGAGAUGGCAGAAUCAAAAGAGGUGAUGUGCUGAUGAAUAUUAAUGGCAUUGAUCUGACCAACUUAAGUCACAGUGAGGCGGUGGCAAUGCUCAAAGCCAGUGCUGCCUCUUCAGUUGUUGCCCUAAAAGCCUUGGAGGUUCAGAUUGCUGAAGAACAACCCCAAGCAAAUGAUGAGCCCCCCAGCACCAUCAGCGAGAAUGAAUAUGAUGCAAGCUGGUCUCCAUCGUGGGUGAUGUGGCUGGGGCUUCCAAGCUGCCUGCACAGUUGCCACGACGUAGUGCUACGGAGGAGCAAUUUGGCAAGCUGGGGCUUUAGCAUUGUUGGGGGCUAUGAAGAGAAUCACACAAACCAGCCUUUCUUCAUAAAAACGAUUGUUCUGGGAACACCAGCAUACUUUGAUGGAAGACUUAAGUGUGGCGAUAUGAUUGUUGCGGUCAAUGGACUUUCAACUGUUGGGAUGAGCCAUUCAGCGCUGGUUCCUAUGUUGAAGGAGCAAAGGAAUAAAGUAACAUUGACAGUUAUCUGCUGGCCAGGAAGUCUUGUAUAGACUCACAAAGCAACACCCCCUUGUGUUCAAGCAGCUUCUUUUUUCUAAAUGGCUGGUUCAAAACUUUCAAGCAAGCUGUGUUUUCUUUUCUUCUGUUCCUUUUUCUUUUCUACUACUGAUGCAGCUGGUAAUAAGCUGGGCCAAAAAUGCUACCUUCAUAACUGGGAGAGUUGGGAGGGGAGGGUGGAAGGAAGGAAGAUGCUCAACCUCACAGUGUGUAUCCCUUCAUCUUGAAACAGCCAUUUCUAUCAUGUUUCUUGGGUUUUCUUUUUUGGUUUUCACGCAUUGACACCCAGAACAUCCAUGUGUGCCCACACUUUGUCGGCAGAAUCUGAGAGAGUGAGGAGAUAGGUGGGAAUUGUUAUACAGGACCUUUAAUGUUACAGAGUAUGGAAAUAUUUUGGGUUUUUUUUUGGACUCAAGACACUGAGAAACCCCCAGCAAUGCUGACUUAGGGUUACUGAGAGUUGCAGUCCAACAAAGUAAUUUUUCCAGGCUCUGCACAACACUCAUUAGUGAAGGUGCCUCAUUUGUAAAGUACUCGUCGUUUCCUUCUAGGUUUUGCAGCCACCAUUGUUUGGCCAAGCAAACAUCUGGAAGCAUGCUUUAUACUUCUUGAAGUAUGUUCCUAGUGUAACCAUGUAGCCUAAGAGUGCUUCUGCAAGUUACUCAACUAUCUCAAAAUUCCUCAAUAUCUCUCAAAGGACAGGAAAUGCCUUAUGCUAUGACUGCUAUAAAGAAGUUGCAGGAAGUAUAGUCAUCCCUCCACAUCUGCAAACUUGAGUUUUGUAGAUUUGAUUAUUCAUGGAUUUGAUCAAAAAUGUUUUCUCUAGGAAUCCCUAGGUCCUCUGGUCAGCUUACAGUGAAAGUUGAUUGUAGAGUUGUGCUGGGAGACCUAGAAAUUCUUAGAGAGGUAUUCUCUCAGGAAAAAAAAAUAAGAAUUCCUUUAUUUGCAGUUUUUCACUUUCAGGGGGAUCCUGUUCCCCUAACCCCAGCAAGUGCGGAGGGCUGACAAUAUCCCCAGGUGGCACAUGCUGGACAUAAUAAUUGCCCUAUGUGAAAAGGAGCACACCAUGUGAAAAGGAACACACUGGAGCUUCUCCUCCAGUAGCAGCUAUUGCCAUCUCCAGAGAAUGCAGUGCAGGAUUUCCAGGGAUACAGCCAAUAGUUGGACAUGGCCCCAUGUUAUGGCCUUUACCCCAGAAAAGCAUUUACUCUAGCAGAUUGUGAGUGUCAGUGUAUGAAUCUGUUCCUAAAUGCAAUCAGCACUCCCGUGUUUCAGCUCCAAGCAUGGCAAUCGCUUUGUCAGAACAGUCUCUGUAUCAUCCAGUUGCGGUUUUAGUGUGAAUUGUCGUAUAAAUUGCACAGGGGUUAUUAUGUCAGGUCCAUGCCAGCCUUUGAGAUCUUCACUGUGACAUGGAUGGUUUCCAUAUCAGAUACACAAAGUGCAUCCUACACACAUAAUCACCACUCUUUUUACGGGAAAAGGUUGUGUAAUACUGUGUGUCAACAGAAAUCGAAAUCUUGUAACCUGAAUAAAUUAUGAAAACUUGCAAUUGCAUCUGUGUUUUGCAUAAUUUAUUCUGCUCCGGCAAUCCUUGAACGAGAGAUGGAGCCAUAGAAUACUGUGAAGCCCUGGAAAUCCUGUUCAGCCUAGUUUCAAUUUUCAGUAUUUAUUUUUCUUUGUUUUUUAAUGAACACAUUAAAGUUUGCAAAGCAAUAAUCACAGCAAACAGAACAAAUAGCUCAAAAAUAUAUAAACCCCCACAAUGUUUCAAUUUUUCAUCCUAAUUAUUCCAUCUUCAGCUAUGAGGGCCAGAAAUGCUGAGAUCUGGCAUUGUUAAGUUGUGCCAAAUAUUUCUUUCCAGUCCCAUACAGUGUGUCAUAAGAUACCAGAACUGCCAUAGCUCUUGAUUUUGAACUACAACUUCCAGAAUCACCAUGGUCAUUUUGGCUAAGACGAUUUUGAAAGUUGUAUGCCAAAACAGUCAUUUCUCAAAACUCUAGUCUAAACUAAUCCACGAAAAGCCUUCAGUGCAUCCAUGGCAUGGUCUGUGCCAUUUCUUAAACUGUAUAGAUAUGUACUGAAACAACCAUUGUAUAACUGGGUUUCCUGUGCUAGGUUAAUCCACCAGUCAUAAUUUAAAAUUUACAGUUCUGGGUUAGAUGUGAACUGUUUACAUCAGCCCCUUAUAGGCAGAGCCUAAACAUUUUUAGAUGAGUGAUAUCCAAAAUCAAUAAAGCCAUCCUAUAUAAUUUUAAAUUCCCCCUAUAAUUUUUGCAAAUAAAAUUGAAGAAUCAUUUAGACAUUGUCAGUCUCCUCCCCAAAUCGAGUUGUAAUGGGAGAGAUCAAACUAGUUGCAUCAUUUUGUGCUCUUUAGCACGCAUUUUGAAAAGGGCAGAUACUUACCAAGCAUCUUCAUAUUCACCUGCUAUUUUCUCCAUAAUUUUCCAAGAGCCUGUCCUUUUCUGAGGAAACAUUUUCAUCCCAUAGCUUCAUUUGCAGGGCAUGUGUGUUCAUUUCAGUAGGACAAAAGCCUGGGUUUUUAUUUUUGUUUUAUUUUGUAACAAAGUGCAAUAAUUGGAUUAUUUCUUAGCAAGCUAUAUAGUGUAUAAAGAAGUUUACACCCUGAAACUAAAACAUGUUGUUGAUGUGAUUGCUUGCAAUACUGGCAAGAAAGAGAAACCAAAUUAGGAGGUGACUUCAAUCAAUCUGCAAUGUCAGUGUUUACUGAUACUACUGUUCCAAAGUGAAUGUUUUACUAUGUAAGAGUUUUGAUGAAUCUUUUCUUCUAAAAACCAUUUUUACAGUUUAUACUGCAGCUAUCUUUAGCUCUUGAGUGUAUUGUAUGCAAAAUUCAAGGAGUAAUUUAAGAAAAGGGAAAGUGGGGCUGGGAGUGCUAUGUUAUAAGUUCAGGAAUUUUAAAGGGGAGAUAUUCUUCUCCCUAUUGACCCAAAAUGAGAGAAAAAACUGGACAUUUCCCCCUUGUUCUGUCAUCUGCUGACAAAAGCCCAGAUGCCUUCACAUAAAAAUGCUGAAAAAAUA
Messenger RNA from Anolis carolinensis (green anole), 5959 nucleotides. RefSeq names its product ligand of numb-protein X 2 (gene lnx2). The coding region runs from base 853 to 2913 and encodes 686 amino acids. Lineage: Eukaryota; Metazoa; Chordata; Lepidosauria; Squamata; Anolidae. The transcript is spliced from 10 exons. Gene Ontology annotation, molecular function: ubiquitin-protein transferase activity; protein binding. The record is from RefSeq and is a predicted model, not a curated record.